Molecule: messenger RNA, 918 nt
Organism: Hyaloperonospora brassicae
Lineage: Eukaryota; Oomycota; Peronosporomycetes; Peronosporales; Peronosporaceae
Source: the annotation of a GenBank genome assembly
AUGGAGCGCUACGUCCGAGGCGACGUCUUGGGCGAAGGUACGUUCGGUAUCGUGUACGCUGCCACGCAGAAAAGCACGGGCCGACAUGUCGCCAUCAAGCAGUUCAAGCGCGGCAAGUUCAAAGACGGCGUGAACUUCACGGCCGUGCGCGAGGUGAAGCUCCAGGCCGAGCUCAAGCACGAGAACGUGAUGGAGCUGUUGGAUGUAUUUGUUGCGAGCGACACAAUGAACGUCGUGUACGAGCUCUUGCCGAGCAAUUUGGACGAUGUCAUCAAAGACAAAGCCGUCGUGUUGACCGCGGCCGACAUCAAGGCCUACAUGCAGAUGGUGCUCCAGGGACUCGCCUACUGCCACGAGCACUAUGUGCUGCAUCGCGAUCUCAAGCCCGAGAACCUGCUGAUUGGACCCGACGGACGCAUUAAAAUUGGAGACUUUGGCCUCGCACGGGUCUUUGGUAGUCCGAAUCGCAAUAUGACGUCCAUGGUGUGCACGAUCUGGUACCGUCCGCCCGAGCUGCUCUUUGGAGCGCGAGAAUACAGUGGCUCGGUUGACAUGUGGGGCGCCGGGUGCAUUCUCGCCGAGCUGAUGCUCCGGACGCCGUACCUUACGGGCAUCAAUGAGCUCGAUCAGCUCGGGAAGAUCUUCCAUGCACUGGGGACACCGACCGAGGACGAGUGGCCGAAUGUCAGCUCGCUGGCCAACUUUGUCGAGUUCACACCGAACGUAGCGCCACCGCUGGCGUCGAUAUUCUCUGCAGCGUCGGAGGAUGUGCUGGAUCUGCUGAGCAAGUUGCUGAAGUACAAUCCGGCCGAGCGGAUCACAGCGGCCGAGGCGUUGCAGCAUCCGUACUUUACCAACUCCCCAGCACCGACGCCGGUCGAGAAGCUGCCGUCGACAGCUGCCUCCCCGCAGACGUGA